CAUUAGAGUAGUGGAAAAAGUUAUUAAGAAAACGCUCCGCUAUUCGUUCCAAUCCUCAAUUCCAGAAAAACCGCAAUUCCCAAUCCAUCAAAUCGAAGCCCUAAACUAUUUGUCCCGCUCCGGCUACAUGGAUACUGCUGCUAGCUCCGAGCGAUCCCCACGCUUUAGUUUCAGCUACCGUCGGGGCUCCCGCAGAAGAUCAGGCAACAAUUUAUCCGUGGAUGAAUUGAGGGAAGACGAGAAGACGAUCAAGAAGCUCAAAUUGGAAAACAGGAAACUAAGACGGCGUUUCGUGGAGGAAAGCGAGGACUUGCGCUUGCUUAGGGAGCAAUUCCAGCAACAGCUUGUAAUCAUGCGGGCAAUGAAAAUGCAGCUUGACAAUGUGGCAUUGACGACAAAGUUCCAAAAGUCGGCCGAGGUGGAGAUAGCUGACAAACUUGGCGAGAGCAUGCAACAGUUGUGCGAUUUCGAGACAUACCAGAAGGCCAUUCUGAAGAUUGCUCAAACUAUUUUAGAUCCACCGACUCCCGAGUCCUCGGAUGAUGAAGAAGAAGAGAUCCCACCGAGAACUUUGGCACAACAGAACCUGUUCUACUCGGAGAAAGUUCUGGAGAAAUACAAUCGUAAGAAUCAGGUUAGUACUUCAACGAUCACUGGCUCAUGGAGUCUGCCUGAAUCAAAGCAGGUCGAUCAAGGACUGCCGUCAGUUCAUUCCAAAGCGUGAUUGACACUCUCUGGCCCCUGAUAGCAAAACAAAGGAUCAGAUCUUACGUGAAGGUGACGAAAUAGUAUUCCCCAGUGCAAAAAUAAAAUCACAGAAAGACCUACUGUGCAUUCUCAAGGACCAGAACUUGUUUUGGAGUCGAGCCGUGAUUAGUAACCUGAUGAUCAAUCCCGCUAAUAGAAUGAAGACGACCGACAACAUCUGACCGGAAAAAAAGAACAGUAAGAAGACAUAAAACCCAAUCCAAUUCAGUCAAGAAAACGCAAUAAUCACCUGCAAGGAUACGAUUGUCCCCUGAACGGUUAGACAGCUCGCUAUAAGGAACAACCUCAAAGGAAUCAGUUGGAAAUUCAGCUGCAGGCAGAGAACAGGCCUGGAAAAUAGUGGUUGCUGACAACUCUAUUAUCAGAUCAAAUGAGCAAGCACGAUAGAGAUUCCUUGCAGCACUGAGACCAAAAGACCUAAGAACGUAGAUAACUCCCACGCGUAGCACACGCUCAAAUUCAGACCCAAUAGAGACAUCAGUCAGGCUCUGAAUGAGCAUACCCUAAAUUAAAAACAAAAAAAGACAGUCAAGAAAGAGCAAAGAAGGGAAAAAAAGAGCAAAAAAACAGAAAGCACUGUAAUCACAAAGAAUCAGCGUAAGAGAAUCACCGUCUGAUCCACCCAGAGGCAACAGUGAUUAAACAUCCUUGUCCCAGAAGGAUUCUUGGCAAACCACAUAUGGAGCAGACGAAGCCUCAGAGUCACCUCUCUGGUACCUCCUUUGAGAUUGCAGAGCAGAGUAGCAUCCAUGGUGAGGAAAAAGGCGAGAAAACAACGACUGAACCACAAAGAACAAAGAGGGAAGAAGAAAAAGAGGGAAAUGCGUUCCGAGAAUGAGCCCUCUUGCGCAAAAAGAAUGAGAAUUACCCUUCUCCACCUGAGCGCACGCAUCGAGGCACUGAAUGACGUGUACAGAGCUGGAAGCAGUAAAAUUUUUGACACCCUCCCGCCCUCAGGUGAAUAACCGGUAUCAAUCAGUUGUCUACAAUUCCCAGAGCACCUCCAAUCCCAGCCAAUCAACCGCCAAGUUUCUCCAACACAGUCCUACCAACAACAGCCCAACACGACCCUCUAGGAAUCCCUAACAGACACAAUCAUAUCACGCAAGACUCACUGAGGACAUCUGAAGGCCCCGUCCCUCAAGUGAAUAACCGGUAUCAAUCAGUUGUCCACCAUUCCCAAAGCACCUCCAACACCAGGCAAUCAGCCGCCAAGUUUCUCCAACACAGUCCUGCGAACAACAGGCCAACACGACCCUCUAGGAAUCCCUAACAGACACAAUCAUAUCACGCAAGACUUACCGAGCACAUCUGAAGGCCCCGUCCCACGUGGCCGAGCAGGGGCAAAGUCACAUAUCGAUCUCUGAUGACCAACGCGCGUCCGGGCCGCCAAACGACCGCAACUAAGGCCAACCAGAAGCCAACGACCAGUCCAACCCCGACCGAGCCCCCAAACUCCGUCAGAUCCCAAUGAGGCCUCACCCAACUCCAGCCCACACCGAAGGACACGCCAGUUUGAAACAGUAAAUCUCAGUCACGUUGUACAGUAAAAGGUAUCUGCGUGUACAGUACACGGGCAUGCGGCGGGUUUCUUUCUUUCCAUUAAAAAAAACAGAAUUACCGAUUUGUAAUCAAGUGGUCCGAUUCGUGAUCAAGAAGCCUGACCCCAUGCGGACACGGAGAGGCCGUCAACCAAAGAGCAAAAUUCCAGGAACAGCUUGUAUAUUAAAGGACGCCAAUUCCC
Molecule: messenger RNA, 2512 nt
Organism: Linum trigynum
Lineage: Eukaryota; Viridiplantae; Streptophyta; Magnoliopsida; Malpighiales; Linaceae
Source: the annotation of a GenBank genome assembly